AUGGGCGCCGAAGUGUCGAAGUAUCUGGAACAGGACGCUCUUCAAAGCGACAAUGGAGUUUUGCUCGAAAACCAAUUAAUUCCAAUCAACAGCUCCGUCGCCAGUGUACGACGCACCAGCGUCGACGUCGCCAAUCGCUCGCAAAUGUUUGCGUAUUGUCGGCAUUGGGAUCUCGUCCGACUGACAGAAUUCCUGCGUUGGUACACGGACCUAGUCAAAGUGAAGAAAAAGCAGACAGAAGGCAGUGGCACCAGUGGAUCAACACUUUCGGAUACCUCAGAGUUGCACCAAACAGUCGAUCGGCUUUCGAAGGAAGUUGCUGUUCUGGAGAACCUUUUAGAACAACUAGAAGUAGAAAUUGAAAGUGUUAACGUGGAGAAAAAUGAUUCCGAAUUUCCGAGUAGAGAGCAGUUUGGAGAGGAUUUAGAGAUGGAGGAAGCAAUAGAAGACGACUCACCUGCACCUGAAGAAGAAUUUUUAGCUAGGAAACAGAAGUUUGAGCGUGAAUUACGGGAGAAGGCGCUGGCUCUGCGCGAGCUGAAGCUGCAUCUUCUUGGCUCUAUAGAGGGUGUUGAGCUCCGACAAAUUGUGCAGUGGCCGUUGUUUAUCAAAGCUGUGACUCAUGUUCAUUUCCAGGAAACUGUGCGAUCCAGCAGUCAGUCCAGUGCUGAGUGGCAUCCAGCAUGCUCAGGUUUUGCCAUGCAACGUGAAAAUCAAGCGAAGUCGGCGCUCGAUGAAUACAACAAAGGUGAUAUCCUAUUGCCACCUCCUGCAAAGCACGAGAUUGAUGGUCACACCGACGAUAGUGCGAGUAGUUCAGCAGCGAGUGGCGACGAUAGCGAGACCGAAGACAAAGAAGACGAAGAAGAAGGUGAACAGGAUGACAAAAGUGAGCUGGACGAGGUUGAAAAUGCUGAAAAAAAUUCAAAAAAUCUGGAUAAUGAGGAAGAAGACGCAGAUGGUAACGAAGUGGAAGACAGCGACAGUGAAGAAGAAGAGCCCGUCCAUCCAGUAGCGUCGAUACCAGAUGAAGACGUCGAAAAACAGCCACUAAAUGAGGAGAAUUUAGCUGAACAUGCCAUCGACCAGAUGCCUCUCGAUGGCCGUGCUAAGGUUGAAGCAAUGCUGAAGAAACCUCGAGUUAUUAAGCGCUCAGUUCCUGACUUGUUCGACUCAUCGACACGAAGUCCCAUCUUCUUCGGAUACUCGUACGAGAAGCAGAAGAACCGAGUGGACGAAGCUUUGGAAAGCGACAAUGCGUCGACAACAAAAGAGGAUUCCAUCUUUGAAAUGAAAAUCCAGUAUCAGAAAGAUAAACUCGCGUCAACUCUUGCGUCUGAGAAAGGAAAACUACAGAUAUUGACACAGAAAGAGAACGACCUAAAAGUAAAGCGAGAGAAACACUGGGCAAAGCGCCAAGCGGAGUUUGAACGCGCGAAGAAGGAGCUGGAUCCAAACGAUGUUUUCUUUCGAACACAGGAGGCGCAAGAUGAGAAGACAAGGGGACAGGAGGUCUUCGAAGAUGCAGAGUUAACUCGACAAAAGCAGAAUAUCGACGCAAGAAUGAAAGCAGCAGAGCAAGAAUGUGCGAAAUUUCUUGAACAAGUUGCUGCCGUACGUUGCGUCGAUCGUCCGCUGGGAGAUACGAGGUUAAUGUUCCAUGGAGAAGAACUGGAACGGUACGCACGAGAGGUUAAUGCAGCAAAAGGUGCUCUGGCAUCGGCUCAGGAGGAAUAUGCGGCGCUUACGACGUCGAAACUGCGAGCUCCUGGUCAAGAAGCAAAGCUCCGAUCUCAAGUUUUGUUUGCGGAAGAUCAAAUUAAGAACCGGGAGAAUGAACUGGAGCGUGUUUGCCGUCUCCACGAGAACGAACAAUUCCUAUUUACUCGUGCUCAAGAAGUGUUUGAUAAGGAACAAUUAUUCGUUCCUCUGUUCAAGGCUCUAAAUUCUGGAAAUCCAGCGAUCGUUUCAGGCAAAGGAGAGGAUUUUACCUUCCAAUUAGUGGACCUUGCUAUCGCUAUGCUAGUAGGAGCUGGGAGCUGUUCAGUGGCUGACAAGAUCAAGUUUCUCUUCGACAUUUUUGCUCAAGAAAGUAGGAAUUUUGGUGCAAGUUCCAUUCGCUUGCUGUCCCUCCAAUCUUUAGCGGAAAUUAUCCGUAUCGUCUUUAGUGUUCUCUCACGUAUUGGAGAUAUCCACCUCCCGCGGAUUUUGACUCGAGAAUAUAUUAAGGAAUUCGUGGAACGAGAGUUCUUGAAGUUAAACAGCUUGAAUUCUGAGACCAAUGCGAGUGAAAUAAAGACGAUUCCUGGCAUGACACUACACGAAUUCAACAACUACUGCAUCGAGACGAUAGAGAGCUCCAAAUAUCUAUGCGGAUUACUUGGACUGUCAUGGAAAUACCAGCAGUUAAGUCGGUUUGUGAUCCAGCAUAUGAGUCCAAUCCAACAGUACAGACUCGGAUUAAUCAACGUCAACGACUUGAAAUACACAGUCGCUCGACAAAUGACUCAACCGCGCGAGGAAUUAUCUUGUUGGAAGAAGGCAAUUAUCCAUGAACGAGCGUUAGCAAUGGGGGAAAAUGAUCCGCUGAAAACGGAUUAUUCCAAAUAUCUCCCAAAGCGCCGAAGCAAGUUAUUAUCCAAUGUGGUGCCUUUGGAUCAUGGAGGAUAUCGCAAUUUAUUACAUUACCGCAUGGAAGUAAUAUUACGCUCAGCAGUCAAACUUCAGGCUACUUGGCGUGCCAAAAAAGGCAGACAAGUGGCUCGAUUGGCAGCCGAGAAGCAGGCUUUUUACCACGCUCGAGGGCUUGCUUUAGAAGAAUCUCGCCAGAAAAUAGAGAAGGAAUGGAGUGAUCGAGCCGCCAAACCUGCACAUAGUGUGGAUAAAAUGAAACUUGAAGCUAAAAUUCGCAUGAAGCAGGUGAAAUUACGCACAAAAGGGAAUAAUUUCAGCCGGGAACAAAUUCUCGCCCUUAUGGUGGAAGAAGCCGUUCAAAUAGCGCAAAAAGAGGUGGAAAACCGGUUCCGAGAAAUGGAAGAAGAGCUCGGAUAUCUAAAACACACUGAGUCGCUACAGCUACCACACACAGAGAUGGAGUAUCUUAAGCCUGAAAUUGCUAAAGGAUUGGUCGCUCAAUUGGUCCACGCGAAGCAAGAAUCACCGUCAGUGGGGAAUAUGCUGGAAACUAUCGCUGGAAAUGAAGAACUUGCACGUCAGAAGGCUGAAACGAAGAAACGCAAACGAGAAGGAUCCAGUGGUUUACCUCCUGAAGUUCCAGAGACUGAUACAAGUGAAGAAAUCGAAAAGCAUUUUGUCGAUAAAGAAACUUCUGCAGCUCGAGAAUUUCGAACGAAAGCGAGGAAAGAGAACAUGUUGCACGGUCGAUUUCCGCCUGAGUUGUAUUCUACAGGGUUUACAAUUGAUGAAUUAACACUACAGAUGACUCUGGCGUUUCCAGAUCCUCCGUUAAGUAAAUUACGGGAUCGACUUAAACAGAUUUGUGACGGAAUGACGGAUUUUAAGCUAGCAGAAUUUCUACAAGAACUACCAUCAAAACGUCAUAUUUGCGACUACGCAACUGCAUUUCGCCGCCGUGAUGGAUCCUAUGACGUGGAAGCCAUGGAGACAGAUUUGUAUGGUCAUUUCCGUAUAAUUAGAGGCUCUACGCAACUCGCUGCUGCUCUGGUAAACAUUGCAGAAACCGAUUUGGAAUUUGGCUUGACACAGCAAUUAUUGAACACAAUUCAAGAGGAAAACGAGAAAAUUUUGACUCAAAUGGUCACUGCUGAGUGCCAGAAAAUUGCUAAUGAAAAUUCUCUAACGAUGGCUAAAAAAUUAAUUCGCAUGGGAUACAAAAGUGAGAUCGAAAAUAACGAAAACUCGGAUGAAAGAGAAGACCAACAGCGUAUUGAUCCUAGUAGUUUAUUCUUACAAAAAGAGAGGCAUGUACUGGACCAGCGACGCAAAAAAGCACUAGAAGCACACAAUCAACUUGUUGAGGCCAUGAAAGCUUGGAAAGUAGCGGAGUUGUCGCUGUUGGAGACGGAGAGUAAUCAACUACGAGUUAGUAAAACGUACCCUGUUUUACCAACACAUCGUACAAGAUGGAGUGAACGGUUCCAGAAUGCUCUCGGUCUUAAUGAAGCUGACUCGGACCAGAUCCAAGCCAAAUACACGGAAAUCCUGCACAUUUGUCAGGAUUUUAUUGAAACUGCAAGUGCAAUCGCCUUAGUGCUGGUACGAGAAUUUUACUUACCACUUCGAGAAAAAUCCAUUCUUCCAACCAGAGAAUCUGUCAUAGAUGGUCGAAAAGAUAAUAUCCGUAGCACUUCUCGAAUAAAAUACGAAGCGCACGAUAUUCUCUUCAAAAUCUGCACAGAUGACCACGGACGCUUUGAGAAUUCCCACGAAUAUGCAGCAAAGGCUGGUGGUCACGAAGUCAGGAACUCUUCUAUUUAUCUUCGAGAACUUAGCAGUUAUGGUAAAAUCCGUGUUCCGCUGCAAUGUACUGUGGAUUUUCAGGGAUUCCGCGUGCUUUGUUCAUCUAAAAUUCCGGUUGAAAUCAUCACGUGGAACGAAUCUGGAGACAUCCAACGCGUGUCGAAGCAGCUUGUUCACGGGAGUGACAAUCGCGGUAGAACCGUGACUUUCCAGAACAAAGAACUCGACGAAGCUUUAUCCAGCGUCGCUAGUCGACUCAAUCUAAAUCGUCACAGUGCUAGAGGCUAUGAAGAUCUCACGUCCAAGAGUAUAAACGCAGCGGCUGAUAUACUCGGUUACCUCAGCUCAAAAAAGCAGCUCGUUGUCCUGAAUUUUUCGAGGGCAAUGCCACCCGAAGAUCCAGAUAUUACACGUCACUUGUUGCAGUCCACUCGAGGUAUGAGUAUACUAUGGCGUCAACUGCGUCCAGAACUUGUAAAAUGCUUCAAGAUCCCUCUAUCUCCUGAUGCAUUAUCAUCAUUAACUUACCGCACACCGGAUUGGCAAACACAAGCGCUUGGCGUCGAAGAAGCUACGAAAUAUCUGGUUAAAGAGGUUAUCCCAUUGUUCGCAGUCAAGUUAUCACAAAAAUCGGACUAUUUCGAUUCCCCCGAGUUCGAUUUAGUGAAGGAAAUGCACAGACACGGUAUUAAUAUGCGGCAUCUUGGUCUUCUGCGUGCUCAGUUUUUAUUCCAGUUGUCAGGAACUGCCACGCUACAGUAUUCCACUGCUGAGAUUCAAACUUCCCAAGACUUUACACGAGAAUUGGAACGAGGAUCGCAGGUGUAUAUUAACGGGAAAAUCAGUACUGUCAGUCGAGAUUGCAGCCAUCGCUUUGACGCGACGUGUAUAACACUUACUAGUCCUCACAUGGGAGAUUCUAUGCAGAAUGUUAUGGUAUAUAAGGGUCGACUGGAGUGUAAAGAAAAAUCUUUCACCAUACGGCGUUUUUUACUUGCAGAAAUGGUGGCACGAACUUUUAAGAACAUCGUACGUCACUUCAUGCGGCAAGCUGCUAAAACCAGCUCAACUGGGUUAACACCAAUGCUCCAUAAGCAAAUUUUGAUGCAGUCACUAAAUCUAUUAAGUGGCAGUCGAAGAGGAAGCGAAACUCUGUGGAAAACCCAUAUUUUCGAGGGAAUCCGUGCUCGAUUUGGUUUGAGAGCAGUGUCGGAAGUUGACAAGCAAAAUUUACGCAGGAAUCUCCUUCCUGUACUCGAGUAUAUCGUUCGUAGGGUGACGGGCAUGAUGGCUAUUCCAAUCACUCCGCUGUGUUUGGAGCGUGUGGCACAAUUUCCAGAUUGUUACACGUUCGUAUUGGACGAUUUAGUACCUUCUGGCGAUUAUUACCGCGUAAAACACAACGUGUCGAUGCUGUAUUUUUCUAUGGCGUCUCUGCUGCUGCUUCAAGCGACAGUUAAGCAGGCCACAUCAUACAAACAGCUCGUUGUAUCGGACGAACCAAGUGGAUAUUGGCCGCUGUGUGACCGACGAGGGACAUUAGAAGCAGCAAAUCUCGGCUGUUACGAUGGAUUUCAAGGCAAAUAUAUGCCUGGUUGCACUCUUGAAGGUGAAGGACCGAUCAUGAACGCAGAUAUGAAUCGAUCUCUAGUCCUUCGGAAGGCUUCGCGUAGUUGUGUUCAAUUCCCAUACGACAAGAGAUUUUAUCCGGAAAAUGUCGAUUCUCACGCGUCAUUAGAGACGUGGUGUCGAUGUGAUGGUCAUGAGAGUACAAGGAGGGUAGUAUUGACACUUGGACGCUUUUGUAUCAGUGCAUUGAAAGCGAACGUAUGGGCGUUUAGUAUCAACGUGAACAGUAUUGAUAUUUUGGCGUUUGGAUCUCAAGUUAUCAUCGGAAAGUGGACUCAUUUGGUCGGAACGUACGACGGGACUAUACUGCGCUUUUACGUGGAUGGAUUACUACAAAAUGAAGUGGAAGUGGAGAAUGUCGUCGACUUGGAAAUCCAAAAACGAGAAGCGAUUAUGGCAAAAACGCGGGAAGAUAUCGCGGAUCUGGAAGACGAAGCGAAAGGCGCGUGUUUCAAAGAAAUCGACCACGAAACCAAGCAGUUCUUCGCCUCUAAAGAAGGUAGAAAACAGAUCAAAGCGAUCAGUACGAAGCUCUUUGAUGAGCACGAGUUUCGUGUUAGAUUGUCUCGAAAUGUUGCAACUGGAGAGGAUGGCAACUCGCCAAAGAAAAAUGAUAGUGCAGUAAAGAAAGAUGCCUCCAAAGUGUCGCGGGCAGACUUUGAACCCGUGGCGAAGAAGCAAAUUACCCGAGAGAAGUUUGAUGCUAAGUGGAUGAUCCUCGCCGCAGAGUUUAAGGAAAUGAGAGAACGAGUAAAUGUGAAAAUCCAACGAGAGCUUGACGAACAAUCUAACCAAGAAACGCGUCAGCUGCGGAUUGGAUGUUUGUCCUCAGUCCGACGAAAAGAUGGGAAGUACUUUUUUCACGGAAAUAUCGCUCAUGUUGCCUAUUACAAUGGCAAAAUUCUGACUCGCGAUCAAAUAAACGCUCACUACGUAAUGGGAACUCGUGAUCGUGCUCAUGAAUCCGAUCACUUAUUUGCGUUAGCGUCUAGUCGAUUCUCACGAGCUCUUGAGUACGCACCGGAUGAUAAGCGGAUGCUGGAGAAAUUUGCGGAAAAUAUUUGUGCUUCACUAAAAUACGACGUGGAUCAUCAACACGCGCGGGAGACCUAUAAGAAGAAGGUUCGGUGCGGACUCAAGCCGUUCAUUGCGACGGAAAACGCACAUGGUAUUGCUGAAGUGAUGAAGAAUCUGCCUCGAGAGCCGAUUUUCAGUGAUCUUUUCUUGCUUUGUUAUCACAAUAUUCUGAAAAUCCAGUCGGAUUAUUUCCAAGCGACUGAGUCGGAGCUGUGUCGACUGCCACUUCGAGAGCUUGCGCGCAUGCCGUUUGCUUUCUUCUUGGGGUCACGAUCAGCGGAUUCACUGGUAAAUAUCAUGAGCUGGUACGAUCACACCGAUGACGAGGACGAAAUAGUGGCGACAUUUGCAGAUAUUAUCUGCAAAGUGCUGGUAGAGUUUCCAACAUUUUACGGAGAUCAACUGACGAACAUGGUGUGGCUGCGCGAUUUACAGAAUCCCAAGGCCGUAAUCUACUUUGUAUUAUCGUUGGAGUCGGGUGAAGAUGUUCGUAUUAUUGAUCUCAAAGACGUGCUGGAUAUUUCUGAGGAGGACAUGGAUACUAUCACAAAGAACAACAGAUUCUGCACUGGUUUCCACCUUGCUCGCUGCUCUCAGUUAUCCGAUGCUACUAUGCGGAGGAUAGCGUUCUGCUGUUCGCAGCUUGAAGAGCUGGAUAUUUCGUACUGCACAUUGAUCACUGAUCUGGGACUAGCGGCAGUGGGGAAAUAUUGCAAUCGACUAAUUCGUUUAAAGAUGAUUCAUUGCUCUCAGAUUCGAGACGUUGGAGUAGAAGCGAUCGUCCGUACAAACCCAAGGCUGGAGGAGUUAUCACUUAGUUUUUGUGAAAGAAUAACCGAUCGAUGCUUUCUCACUAUUGGCAAAUCCUGUCCUGGAUUAACAUCAUUGGAGGUCGAACUCUGUGUUCAACUCGGUAAUAGCGCGCUGAAAUAUCUGGCAACAAUGCUGAAAAAUCCGACAAAAUUGAGAAAAUUAAAUGUCGGUGGAUGCCGACGUAUUGGAGACGAAGGAUUGUUAGAAAUCCUAAAAGUGUGUACUGGACUGCAGAAAGUGAAUCUUCGUCUUUGCGACAGGAUGACUGAUUUCUCUAUCCGAACCUUUACUCACAACUGCUUAGAGCUCGAUACUCUAAACGUUGAGGAGUUAAGUGCGUUAUCGUAUAAAAUCUUCGUAUUCGACCAAGAAGGAGAUGGUCGCGGUGUUGUGGAUAAAAAUCUACUCCUCAAGAUGAAAUCGCUCGAUCUUACCGGUUGCACUGGUUUAAACGAUUUAUCUCUUGGCCAUUUGGGUCAUCGAGCUAAAACGCUAGAGUCGUUAAACCUUUCGGCGUGCACAGAGUUAACCGAUCAAGGACUUGUGUGGCUUCUGGACGAUAUGUUGGAUCACUCGGUUGGAGGCACACAUUUGAAACAUUUAGAUGUUAGCUAUUGUCCUAGCUUGACAGCUACUGGGAUCUAUAAAGUGGUGCUGCGUUGUCAAUCUCUCGUGUCACUGAGCUUGUCUGGAUGCACACAUUUGAGCGACACCAACAUCAUUGAUAUCGUCAAUUCUUGUGCCAAGAUUGUCAAGUUAGAGCUGGCGUUUUGCCGUGAGUUAACGGACAACGUGUUGCGUGCUAUCGCCAAGCAUUUGAGUCUGGAAGAACUAAACUUAUCGCGGUGCGUUCGAAUCACGGACGACGGGAUGCUCGAAAUCGCAGGACAGUCCGCCGUGCUUCGCCGUUUAAACGUGUCAGCAUGUAAGAAACUGAGUGAACGAACGCUGAUUGCCUUGCUAGAAGGAUGCCGACUACUGGAAGAAAUGGACGUCACACAUUGUCCACUGUUCUUGCCGGAAACGCUUGCUAGAUUUGUCAAGAGGAAAGUGAAAGUAACUUGCCGAAAACUUGAAGAAGUUUUGGUCACCACUGCGUUAGAGGCGAUUGAGUCGAACGAGCAGGAGGAACGCGAAGAAGUCGAGAAGCAGCAGCGAAAUGAUACCAGCUCCGAGGCUUUGAACUAUAUGACGCCAGAGCGUCGAGCCAAGUAUGCGAAGACACUUCUUGCUGCAAAUCCUGGGGCAUCUGAAGGGCAGAAAGCAUCGAACAAUUUACCACCGAUAGUGAGAAGAAUUGAGUAUGAAGAUUAGAUUUACAAAUAUCUAAUAUCUAAUGUAGCA
Phytophthora nicotianae INRA-310 is the source of this 9303-nucleotide messenger RNA. RefSeq lists its product as hypothetical. Gene Ontology annotation, biological process: organelle organization. The coding region runs from base 1 to 9273 and encodes 3090 amino acids. Gene Ontology annotation, cellular component: cytoplasm. Gene Ontology annotation, molecular function: protein binding. The transcript has a single exon. The record is from RefSeq and is a predicted model, not a curated record. Lineage: Eukaryota; Oomycota; Peronosporomycetes; Peronosporales; Peronosporaceae.